AUGCGUCGCCGUGGCUCUGGACAUUUUCAGGGCACCUCCAAACUCCACAACGGCUCAUAUUUGCUUCACGGGCUUUUCCAACAGAAGGGAAACAGAUGCGCCGUAAUGUCAACAGUCGAUUACUCAUGCAACAUUGCGCGAAAAUCUGCGCCCCCGCAGGUCGGUCGGUUGGAAGUGAGCGUAAAAAAGCCGGCCUCGAUCCUCUCCAUCUCAAUCCUGCCAGAGCAGCAGACACAACCCGAGCAGUUGGCAGCUUCCUGUUCAGCACCGCAGACAGAGAACCAACCCCGACCUGUCCGCACCCACUCCUGA
Xyrichtys novacula (pearly razorfish) is the source of this 312-nucleotide messenger RNA. Lineage: Eukaryota; Metazoa; Chordata; Actinopteri; Labriformes; Labridae. The record is from the annotation of a GenBank genome assembly.